Thamnophis sirtalis is the source of this 2481-nucleotide messenger RNA. RefSeq names its product tetraspanin 15 (gene TSPAN15). Lineage: Eukaryota; Metazoa; Chordata; Lepidosauria; Squamata; Natricidae. The record is from RefSeq and is a predicted model, not a curated record. Gene Ontology annotation, cellular component: plasma membrane.
GGCGGGCGGGCGGAAGCGAUGGCGGCGCAGGGAGACUCGGAACAGGUUCGCUACUGCUCGCACUUCCCCUACCUCUGCCUGAAGUUCACGCUCGUCAUUUACUCCACCGUCUUCUGGUUGCUAGGGGCGUUUGUGUUAGCUGUGGGCAUUUAUGCAGAAGUGGAAAGACAGAAAUAUAAAACCCUUGAAAGUGCCUUCUUAGCUCCAGCAAUCAUCCUGAUUCUCUUGGGCAUCGUAAUGUUCCUUGUGUCCUUCCUUGGAGUAUUGGCUUCUCUGAGGGACAAUUUACACCUUCUUCAAGCUUUCAUGUACAUUUUGGGCUUUUGUUUGUUCAUUGAACUAAUUGGUGGAGUUACAGCCUUAAUUUUCCGAAGUAAGACAAUUGAGUUUUUAAAUGAAAAUAUCAGGAAAGGAAUUCAGAAUUACUACGAUGACUUGGACUUCAAAAACAUCAUGGAUUUUGUUCAAAAGGAGUUUAAGUGUUGUGGUGGAGAAGAUUAUAAUGACUGGUCAAAAAAUCAGUAUCAUGAUUGUUCUGCUCCAGGACCAUUAGCCUGUGGAGUCCCAUACUCUUGUUGUGUCUCAAAUAAGACAACAGUCAUUAAUACCAUGUGUGGAUAUAAAAUGAUUAAUGAAGAGCGCCUGAGUGUUCAACACAACAUAUAUAUCAGAGGAUGUACAAAUGCUGUAAUCAUUUGGUUUAUGGACAACUAUGCCGCCAUGGCUGGAAUUUUGCUGGGUAUAUUGUUUCCACAGUUUUUUGGAGUGAUGGUCACUCUGCUGUACAUCACCCGAGUAGAAGACAUAAUUACUGAACACAAGUCGAAAGGGGCACUGCUUCAGACAAGAAGACAGAGGGAAUAUGAUGAGCCAGCUGGAGCUGGAUGCUGUAUGUGUUUUCCUGAGUAACAUCAGAUUGCCCUUCGACCAAGACUAACAGUUAAUGUCCUCUUGCACUGUGCCUUGAAUGUAAACUUGAAUGUACUGUGAUUUGUAAGUAAUAGAUGACAAAUGUCCGGACACUUUCCAGACAUCAUUAACAGAAAAUAUCUCUUAAGUGCUCCUUAUUACAGUGGGAUUUGUUCCUAUGUUGGAAUCUCUCUUCUUUUGUGACAUCCCAAAAAACCCUAGCCAGUUUCCUGCUGUAGGAUAAUCCAGGAGAGAAAUAAUAAUUUAUUCUAAGGUAAUUAUUAUAUAGAGCCUGACUUUAUACUUAAUUGAUCUACCUAACAGUGUAUAUAGCAAGAUGAAAUUAUACUUCCCCCCCACUCAUAACUGCUAGAAUAUGGCUAGUCAACUAGUGCAAGAAAUGUAUCACAAAUCCAGAUGUAUUGAUUACCCACCAUAAAACGAUUCUGUGUCAGAAGCAACACGCACUUCUUUUUUUAUGGAAGGAUAAUAUACCCUGUUUCCCUCAAAAUAAGACCUCCCCGGAUAAUAAGCCCAAUUGAGCUUUUGAGUGCAUGUGCUACAUGCGAUAAAAUAAGCCCUCCCCCCAAAAUAAGCCCUCCCCAAAUGCAGACGUGCAGCUCCCCACCAUUUCCUCUGAUUGCUUGCCACGCAAACAACACAAGGUGAGGUGGUGAGGGGGGGAAGGGAGGGGGAACAUACCCCAUGCACCCCCCACACCCUUACCUAAUGGCUCCUCCCACAACCCUAUCCAUCCCGCCCCUUCUGUCAUGCUAAUGGCCACCGCAUAAAGAGUGGCAGGCCCAGUGACGCACCACAUGCCUCAUUCCUUAACUACCACUGUUUACAUCUGUGCUUUCAUUGAAAAGCUAAUGAGCAGCGCAACAAAACAGCAGUCAUGAGUGGCAACGCUCUCUGCCUCCUGCAUCGCAAAAAUACUAAAGACCUCCCCCAAAAUAAGGCCCUGUCUUAUUUUCGGGGAAACACGGUAUCUGGUUCCUAUGUAGUAUUAAUUGGGUGAAUUCUUGUUUUUCUAAAAACUUGGGCUUGCUGCAGUGUUAUGUUUAAAAUAAACGUAAUUUUCAAGCUCGUGCAGAUUACAUAAUCACCACUGCAAAUCAUAAUACUGUAAUUUUCUGGAAAUAAUCUAAUGUGAAGUCUUAUGUGGGAGUCUAGGUAAACACAUUUAACUUUCCAAUUGUUUCUGUGUUGAUUCCUGGCCAAUGAAGUAUUUUAAGGAACUUGAUUUUCAUUCUUGUGCAAUCAACUUUUUAUGCUGCUUCUAACAGAUAACUGGGAAUUUUAGGGGCCUUUGCUGUGUCUUUUGUACGUUCCUGAUCUAAUCCACUGUUUGAUCAGUUAACUAAAAGCUGCUUAUUUUGAUGCCAAUUUUUAAAAUUGUUUUUAACUGAAUGGAGUUUCAUAUAUUUGAUAUCCCUAAUUAAUGUUUUUGUCUUCUGUUUCUAAACAGAAUUCAGGGGUGUACAGAUGUGCCACUAAAAAUUAUAUUAUUUACAUGAAAAAUAAAGAAAUAUGGUUUUGUAAAAUAAAAAAAAUAAUUUUUCACUAUGA